Messenger RNA from Tarenaya hassleriana, 906 nucleotides. Its product is annotated as universal stress protein PHOS34-like. The record is from RefSeq and is a predicted model, not a curated record. NCBI's taxonomy places the organism in Eukaryota, Viridiplantae, Streptophyta, Magnoliopsida, Brassicales, Cleomaceae. The coding region runs from base 135 to 623 and encodes 162 amino acids. The transcript has 4 exons.
UGCACACCCCCACAUGUCACUGUGCUUAAAAACCUUCUCCAGCUUCGGAUUCUUCCACCAUUAUCGAGCGUUAUCCUCACGCACACAAGCCCAGCCAGUACCAAUAGCCUGAGAUUAAAGCAGAGAGAGCAGCCAUGGCUACGGGAGAUCACAAGCAGUUGAUGAUCGUCGGCGUCGACGAGAGCGAGCCGAGCAUCUACGCCCUCGAGUGGACUCUCGACCACUUCUUCGCUCCUUAUUCUCCCAAUUCCCCCUUUAAGCUUCUCAUCGUCCAUGCUAAACCUUCCGCCAUCUCCGCCAUCGGUCUCGCCGGUCCCGGAACUGCGGAGGUUGUGCCUUUUGUUGACGCCGAUUUGAAGAAGAUUGCUGCCAGAGUCGUUGAGAAAGCUAAGGAGAUUUGUCACAGCAGAUCGGUAAGCGACGCGACAGUGGAAGUUAUAGAAGGGGAUGCCCGAAAUGUACUCUGUGAAGUUGUGGAGAGACACCAUGCUUCUGUUCUGGUCGUAGGCAGCCACGGGUACGGAGCUAUCAAGAGGGCGGUGCUGGGGAGCGUGAGCGACUACUGUGCUCACCACGCUCAUUGCUCGGUCAUGAUCGUGAAGAAGCCUAAGAUCAAGGGCUGAAUCUACAAACUAAGACUGCCCCCCGAAACCACCAAUAAAUUCGGCAAAAGCACAAAAUAUGAGCUGUUUGCCGUGAAAGAAUCAAGAAACCUAUAAAUCUGGGUUCGUGUGUAGUUGUUGCUUGUAUGUUGUCUUAAAUCCAACCAAUCAGGGUUUAUCCCUUCUAGUUUGACCACAAUUACGCUUCUCUAAUUCUCUUGCUUACACGACCCAAUCGUAUGGGCCUUGUAGAUCUUUUGUUUCCCCCACAAUAAUAUGAUGUCUAACGUUUCUAGUUAAAAAA